CUCUGCUUCUCCUAGACGCUGCUUGUUGCCAACAGGAAAAAAAACACUAGCACACUAGCAGCCAUGCCGUCGAAGGUCAACUCGGAGCUGUUGGACCAACAGCUGAAGGCGGAGGCUCCCGUUGCGGAAGCAAGCUGCCCUAGAUUGCGGGACAUGUGGCUGCAGGAGAGCAACAAGGACGAGCCAAACCUCGACAUCAAGUUCCAGUACGCCCUUACGCUAAUCAAGACCAGAUCCCACGACAAGAAUCGCGAGGGAAUGUCUCUGUUGGAAGGUCUUGCUGAAAGCAGCUACCACGUUGGGGAGUGCUACUACAGCAUGGCUCUCGCGCUGUACCGGAUGGGACGAUACGAGGAGUGCCGCAGCAUGGUGGAGAUCGUUCUGAGGAUGGACCCAGACAUGCCCGCCGCGCAAACCUUGCACAAGGCUGUCCAGGAGGCCGUUGCCCGCAGAAAUGAGACUGUGAGGAACGUCGCCGCGGGAGGCGCGGCCGUGGCGGGUCUGGGCAUCCUCGUCGGAGCGUUGCUUUCCCGUCGAUGAUGUGAUGUGCUGCUUCUCACGAUUUUGCGCCGCGUUGCCGUGGAAAAAUGGGGCGUGGAUUCCGCCCUACAAGGUGUCGGCGUCCAGGGAUUUUCGUGCAGUCUUGCAAGAGUUUGGAAGCGCUAUCCAAGUGCCCGAGUCGCCCAGCCUCCCGUUGUCGGGCGGAAAAGGGGUGGUAUUUACGCUUUUGAAGAUAUUUCGAACAGCUGCAACAACCGCACCGUGCAGGGGGGAGCGAGGUUGGGAGCA
This is a messenger RNA of Ectocarpus siliculosus, 789 nucleotides long. The record is from the annotation of a GenBank genome assembly. Lineage: Eukaryota; Phaeophyceae; Ectocarpales; Ectocarpaceae.